AUGGUGCAGAAGCCAGUGAGAUGGCUUCCAAGCUUUUAUUCGAUUAUUUUUCCUCUUGGACGCUGCAUUUUCCCUUGUCACGGUGUUAGCCACGAUCAAAUCAUGCGUCUGUACGACUUCAAUUCCAAAAGGUUCCAAGGUUCAUUGCCGCUCAGUUCCGACGAUGAUUCUCUACACUUGGAUAUUCUGAAAGAAGCCUUGCUCAGAGCUAUCCAUGACAUUGAUGCAACAUUCACCAAGGCAUAG
Messenger RNA from Arabis nemorensis, 246 nucleotides. NCBI's taxonomy places the organism in Eukaryota, Viridiplantae, Streptophyta, Magnoliopsida, Brassicales, Brassicaceae. The record is from the annotation of a GenBank genome assembly.